AUGUUUGCAAGUUCUGCAGCUUCCACAACGGUUACUAAAACUGCCAGGGGAGUUUGGAUGCGUCGCUUAAGUGUAAGACUGUGUUUGUUUGCACACGCAGCGAAGCGAAAGAGAACGCCAUCGCCCUACAAUAUGUUCAUGCGAGAAGAGGUAAAGAGGCUGAAGGAAGCUGACCCCGGACUGGACCACCGGGAAGCUUUCAAGAUGGCUGCCAGCAACUGGGCCAAGUCUCCCGACAAGUGCCGGGGCGCCGCCUACGGCUCCUACAUGCAAGCCAUGGCCAAACUGCCCAACCCCAGCGGCAAGCCGCCGACGGCAGGCAUGGCGGCAACCUCCAGCGGCAGCCCAUUUCCCGGCAGCCUGUUCGGCGGAGCCUCCGGGCCCCAAGGAUCGCAGACCGGCCACCCGACCGCCCACCCACAGGACAACGCGAUUCGCUUCGAACAAGGCAGUGCGGCGCCGAGAGGCGCCCCUUCUCCAUUUGGUGCCGAAGCUGUGGCGGAUGCUGGGGCACUACACGGUGGCUCGAGUCUCGCCCCCGCCAGUCCUGGUCUAGAAUGGAACGGCGACGGCGGAGGGCACUGCGACGCGGCUGGGCUGAUGGUCCCGCGCGGCUCCCAAUCAGACCAGGGCCUGGAGUGCGCGAUGCACCCUGGGCAUGUCGGCAUGGCACUCGGGGGUGGCCCCUGCGGCGCCGUUCCCACGAGCGAUGGAUUGCCCGAGGAGGGUUUCGGCUUCGGGGGAGAGGGGCUUGUGGAUGGCCGCCACGGGUCGAAGACGGUGGAGAAUCCCGGGGACGAGGGCUGUAGGGAGCAGGACGCCUCUGGGCCGUACCGGUGCUUCAUUGUGCCGGCCGAUGGGGACAGGGUCUCGGUGACACUGGUCCCCGAUGUUGAUGCGGAAGCGCGGUGA
Molecule: messenger RNA, 912 nt
Organism: Ostreobium quekettii
Lineage: Eukaryota; Viridiplantae; Chlorophyta; Ulvophyceae; Bryopsidales; Ostreobiaceae
Source: the annotation of a GenBank genome assembly